Colletotrichum abscissum is the source of this 861-nucleotide messenger RNA. RefSeq lists its product as uncharacterized. Lineage: Eukaryota; Fungi; Ascomycota; Sordariomycetes; Glomerellales; Glomerellaceae. The coding region runs from base 1 to 861 and encodes 286 amino acids. The transcript has 2 exons. The record is from RefSeq and is a predicted model, not a curated record.
AUGGCAAACGGGAGCGAAUACACAAGUGACUCGUCAUUAUCGAAAAUGGAAAUUUCAGAAAAGCCUCGUCUCAUUGACUCCGUCACCAACACGAGAACGCGCCCGAUGAAGCUACUGUUGCUCGGACUGCCGCGGACGGCCACGGAAUCACUAAACAGCGCCCUCGAGCAACUCGGCUUCAAAGUCUUCUCCUUCCAAGCAAUGUGGCCAACCUGGCAAGAGUCAAUCCCGCUCUGGACGGAAGCCAUCGAAGCAAAGUACCACAACCGCUGCAAACCCUACGGCCGCGCGGAAUUCGACAAGCUCCUGGGCGACUUCGACGUCGUGAAGUGCCCGCACGCCCUCCUCUUCGCCGAGGACCUCGCCGCCGCCUACCCGGAAGCCCGCAUCAUCGUCUCCAAGCGCGACUACGAACCGUGGCGCGCCUCCAUGGAGAAGACGGUCUUCAAGCUGCGCCGCUCCCUCGUGUUCCGUCUGCUGCACCCGCUCGACCCCUUUCGCGCCGCGUGGUGGCCGUUCUUGCGGCUCAUCAUGGACACGGCGUACGGCGGGUGGGCCGAGGCGGUACCCGGGCGUAGACCCUAUGACGAGCACCACGCUCGUGUCGAAGCCAUCACGCGCGAGACGCCGGAGAGGAUGCUCGUCUUCUCCGGGCCCAAGGAUGGGUGGGUGCCGCUGUGUGACUUUCUCGGCUUGCCGGUGCCGGAAACGCCCUAUCCGUGGACGAACUCGGGAGCAGACUUUUUCGAGAAGCAGGGUCACCGCGCGGGCGAGAGGCUGUUGCUGCGCAAGCUGGCUGAGAGAGUGGCGGUCGUUGCAGGGGUUGGAUUAAGCGUGUAUUGGUUCCUGCGACGCUCAUAG